This is a messenger RNA of Ylistrum balloti, 1805 nucleotides long. Its product is annotated as acid sphingomyelinase-like phosphodiesterase 3b. NCBI's taxonomy places the organism in Eukaryota, Metazoa, Mollusca, Bivalvia, Pectinida, Pectinidae. The record is from RefSeq and is a predicted model, not a curated record. The transcript is spliced from 6 exons. Gene Ontology annotation, molecular function: hydrolase activity. Bases 350 to 1729 code for a protein of 459 amino acids.
AGGUACCAAUGAAAACAAAGGGAAGUAACUCUAAAAGAUAACAAUGGGAAAAGUCAAUUUAUAUAUAUAUAACUGUGUUUUGUGUAUACAAGGAGAAGACGUGGUUAUGACUACAGACAUUUCCUAUAUAUAUAUUUGUAUAACAGUGCAGUGGUCAACCUCAAAAACAGACAACUCACGCUGAAAAUCUCACAUAGUUUGGCAGUUUGAUUUGUUCACCUUUUCAUCACUUAUAAAUUGCGACCUUAGCUCAACCCAUACUGGUUACAGAACUUCAAAGGAUCAGUAAGUUUACGCCUUGCCCCGACUCCAGCUGAAGACGCCUUCACAAGGCACACCUGGUAGAAAGAUGGUGGCGAUCAACUGGUUUCGUUGUGUAGGCCUAUGUUGUGUGUUAUUAGUGAUCUCGUGGAGUGGCUGUGUAGCAGACGAAGGUUGGUUUUGGCACGUGACUGACUUUCAUUACGACUUUUCCUACACUGACCUUGACCUUUCCUGUAACGAUGACGUCACAAAUCACGGCGAGUAUGGAAAUUAUUGGUGUGACGCCCCAUGGCGGCUGGUUGAAUCAAGCGUCGAAGCCAUGAAACGGUUUAAACCGGAUGUAGACUUCAUCUUGUGGACUGGGGACAGUGUGUUACAUACUGGGGAUGAACAUCUAAGCAUUGAUAUCAACGAUGGGAUUCUGAGUAAUAUCACCAACCUUCUUGUCGAAAAGUUUAAAUCCACGCCAGUCUAUGCGACCUUCGGUAACCAUGACUACUAUCCUGAUGCUCAAUUCCCGCCUUCCAAUAAUGAGUUGUACAACCGGACAUUAGAAAAUUGGCUUACGUGGAUUACUGAUGAAGGAGAAAAAGAAAACUUCCUGAAAGGGGGUUACUAUUCGGUGGUCACGGCUCAUGGCAUCCGGGUCUUAGCACUCAAUACGAACCUUUACUACACAUCUGAUAAAUUGACUGGGAACCUGAUUGACCCUGCUGGCCAAUUUGCCUGGCUUGAAACUCUGUUGGCAGAUGCUGUCACCAGAAAGGAAAAGGUACUUAUAACUGGUCACGUGCCCCCAGGAAUGGUCGAUACGAUGAGUAAAUCUUGGAUGUACGACCAUUUCAACACGAAAAUGAAUGAAAUCAUCAGGAAAUAUUCUGACGUCAUCAUCGGUCUUCAUUUUGGACACGAACAUAUGGAUAAUUUCCGAGUUUACACAAAAUCUGAUACCCCAGUUGUAACGAUGUUCCUUGCUCCGUCCGUCACUCCCUGGCGGUAUAAGAUUCCUUCAAAAACAGGGGCUGCCCACAACCCAGCCAUCCGUCUGGUACAGUAUGACCGACAGACAGGACGCCAUCUUAAUAUGAUCACGUACUACAUGGAUCUUCCCGCUAGUAACGCACAAGGCAUCCCGCAGUGGGCGGAGGAAUACAAUGCUACGAGGGACUACAAUAUUGAUGACCUGUCACCGAACUCCAUGAACAAACUUGCAUUGAGAAUGAGUUCAUCAAAUAGUCUGGAGUUUAACAACUAUUGGAAAUGGCGCGUGGUGAACGUUCAAGACGCCAUGAUGGAAGAAUGCGGCGAAGCAUGCAAAGCCAAUGUUGUUUGCCAAUUUCAUCACGUGGACCAAUCGACAUACGACGCAUGCGUGUUGAAAGCUGUAGGCAAAUCAUCAUGUUUAUUGCAAAGUUUGGUAACAGUUCUUAUAUCAGUAUUGACAUGUCUUGCAACAUACACUUAGAGAGUUCGUCAGACCAUCAGUGAUGUGUAUUUACAAAAUCCGGUAGAGUCAUUUUCCUCGUUAAGAUCAAGCUGUA